AUGCUUUGUUUUUUUUUGCUUUCAUCAUUGCAAGUUUUAUCAUGGGGUCGACAUCAGGUCUGUCAUCUUCAUCUUCACCAUCUACUUCAUCAUCCUCAUCAGAUCGAAGGCGUUUUAUAUGAAGAAACCUUAGAGGCGGAAUCAGAUUUGGUGUACAAAUUUGAGUGGGACAAGAGAAACACGUACAAUCAGAAAGUUUAUGGAAAAGUGCCUGUCAUUGUUUCCGUUGGCUACGAGUACAUUGGAUGCAGUGACGUCAUACAUUGGGACAAAUUGACGACGUCAUUGUGGGCACACGAUAGCGGGGAUGUCGGAGGUUGGAGUGUCAGUGCCUACCACGUCUUCAACUUCAACCAAGAUAUAAUCCACAGAGGCGACGGAACGAACCACUUCCUCGCGAACUCCCCACUGCAGCACACCACCAUCUUGAAUGACGUCACACAAUCUUCUUCUUCCUUUCCUUCCUCUACAUCAUCAUCAUCUUCAUCGCCACCAUCUUCGUCAGCGUCAUCAGCUUCAGAGCCGCAGAGGUUGUACGGACCAAUGGCACUAGCAGCUGGUCGUGACGGUAGUUUGUACGUUGGUACGUGGGGCUUCAUCAAGAGGGUAGAUUCGGGUAAAACUGAUGUGGCCAACAUUCUGCAGAUGAGUUACUCCGACCCGCCGUACAACUACUACAUAACGAUGAGUCCGGUCGAUGGCAAGUUGUACAUCUCCAAGCAGCAGGAACUCAAGAUACUCAGGAUAAAGACAAUGGGUCCUGUCCGAGACCUGUCAAGAAACUUUGAGGUCAUAGCGGGAACAGGGGAGCAGUGUUACCACGGUGACCUCAACAGAUGUGGCGAUAGCAAAAGUGCCCUCAAAGCUAAACUGAGCUACCCAAAAGGCAUAACGAUAAACAAGGACGGCGUCAUGUUCAUAGCCGACGGGACGAAUAUUCGGACGAUUAGUAACAGUGGUAUCAUCGAUACAUUCAUCGGUUUCCAGGAUGGUCCGAAACUGUUCAGACCGAUCGACUGCUAUAGGGAUGUACCUUUGAGGCGGGUGACCUUGCACUGGCCGACCUCGCUGGCCAUCAACCCCCUGGACGACAGU
Helobdella robusta is the source of this 1095-nucleotide messenger RNA. RefSeq lists its product as hypothetical. Lineage: Eukaryota; Metazoa; Annelida; Clitellata; Rhynchobdellida; Glossiphoniidae. The annotation marks the transcript as partial. The transcript has 7 exons. Gene Ontology annotation, biological process: motor neuron axon guidance. The record is from RefSeq and is a predicted model, not a curated record.